Thamnophis elegans (Western terrestrial garter snake) is the source of this 454-nucleotide messenger RNA. RefSeq names its product CD59 glycoprotein-like. The record is from RefSeq and is a predicted model, not a curated record. Bases 1 to 369 code for a protein of 122 amino acids. Lineage: Eukaryota; Metazoa; Chordata; Lepidosauria; Squamata; Natricidae. The transcript is spliced from 3 exons.
AUGAAUUCCCUUUUGGUCACUGCUGUCAUUACUACCUUUGUUCUGGCUUUCUUCCUCGCUUCAGGCAAUGCUUUAGUGUGCUAUAAUUGUCUGUUUGAGAAAUGUGACCGAAAUGAAACCUGCCCAAGUGUACUAGAUACUUGCUUAAUAAUAUAUCACAGUGGAGCAAGUUUGUCUACCUGCUGGACAAGUUCUCGUUGUGAUGUAAAUUCUAUUUCACUUGGUUUACAUUUGAGUAACUUCAAGUUCAGGUGCUGCAACCAGGAUUUGUGUAACAAUUCUCCAAAUGUUGUAGCUAGCAAGAUAGUCCUGUGUGGGGCUUUGUUGCUGACUAUUAUUCAUAUGUUAAAGUCUCUAGUGGGGAACUGAAAUGGGGCCUUGUUUUUCAGUUUAAAAAGAUAGGGAACCCUGGUAUCUUUUCAGAAAGUGUUCCUGCUGGAGAAGAUUAAAUUAU